Effrenium voratum is the source of this 444-nucleotide messenger RNA. The record is from the annotation of a GenBank genome assembly. NCBI's taxonomy places the organism in Eukaryota, Dinophyceae, Suessiales, Symbiodiniaceae.
AUGGACGCUAUCGUGGACACCGGCACCACCUUCUUCACCGCCCAGGGCCGGCUCUUCCGAGAAGUGAUGAGCCGCCUGAGCGUGGCACCCUGCAACAGGUUGACGGAGGAGAGCCAUCCCAACAUCACCUACACCCUCGUGAAUACCGCCGGGUCGCCUCGUGACUUCGUGAUCACCAACAAGCAGUACAUGCUGGCGAGCUCCGAAGGCGAGGAGGCGGAGUGCACGCCCGCCUUCAUGCUCAUCGACGUGCCGCGGGCUCACGGCCCCGGGAUGGUCCUUGGUGAGGUGUUCUUGCGGAUCUUCUUCUCGGUCUUCGACCGCGGCAGCGGCAGGGUGGAUGAGGCGCGGCUGGGCCUUGCGGCCUCGAUCCACGACGCAUCCUCCAAGUUCCGCCUGAAGGGGCUGACCCGCAACCAGCCGGUCUAUCAUCGCCCAGAAUAG